GUGUGAUGAAAAUUGACCCCUCAUAAGUCUUGAUAUUUACGAAGAGGUAUAGUAAAGAACUUCCUAGAGAAUUUGUAUAUUUGUAUAUUUCACAAUAGAACACGCAACCAUCAAUCAAAACUUGGAUGUAUUAUUAAUAUUUUUGGUGCUCUUGUUGUGUGAGCAUUAAAUUGAGAGAUGAGGAAUAAGCUUAGGUAAACAAGCUUGAAUGGCUGGUAGAUUACCUGGUGUUGGGUUGUCACCAAGGAAAAAAUCAGAACAACAUCACAACAGACAUGAAAAUUAUUCUAACUAUAGAGACUCUUACCUAAGAAAAUCAUUGGAUUUGGAUGCACCAUGGACUUCAAUUACUACUACCUUAGAUGAAAAUGCUUUCAAAGCCAAACAAAGACUUGAGAAGAAACUUGGUUCCUUCUUUUCUUCUUCCAGGUCAUUUUCUAAUGACAGGUCAAGUGAACAAAAUCCUAGAAAAGAAGAAGAAAGUAGAAGCAGGAUUCAGAAGAAAGACACAGGAUUAGGUCGAAAAUUACUAGAGAGUGCAUGGUUAUUACGUGGAAAUAGGUUUAAGAAAGAGAGAAAUGUUUGUGCUGUGUGCCUAGAAGAUUUCCAUCAAAAUGAAGAGGUUAUGAAUCUCUCUUGCUCACAUAAGUAUCAUUCAGCAUGUCUUCUCCCUUGGCUUGAAAGACAUCCUCAUUGUCCUUAUUGUAGGACUGUUAUUGAGCCAAAGGAUUAAGCUUUUGUGAUUUUUUUUUGGAAAUUCACUUGUUGUUGAAUGUUGAGAUUAAUGAAAACAGAAACAGAGGACUGUGUUUCUUUC
This is a messenger RNA of Vicia villosa (hairy vetch), 817 nucleotides long. Its product is annotated as RING-H2 finger protein ATL47-like. Bases 209 to 733 code for a protein of 174 amino acids. Gene Ontology annotation, molecular function: ubiquitin protein ligase activity. NCBI's taxonomy places the organism in Eukaryota, Viridiplantae, Streptophyta, Magnoliopsida, Fabales, Fabaceae. The transcript is spliced from 2 exons. The record is from RefSeq and is a predicted model, not a curated record. Gene Ontology annotation, biological process: ubiquitin-dependent protein catabolic process.